AUGUGUUUAAUGCUCAACCCACGUACCAACUGGGCAAGUAAGUCCGUGCAGCGGCGUUUCAGCAUCUCAGCUCAGUAUCCAUACGAUGCGUGUCAAACAUCACAAAGAUCGACGCAUACCGAGGGCCGAAGUGAAAGUGAAGCAGCUGGCGAGAAUGCAAACACUCGCACUUUCCACGUCAAUUUCCACACCUGUCACCGCAAUACGUCGCACAUCUCAACCCCCAUCGCCAGAAUGCCAACCUACCGCAGCAUCAACAUCGCGCUGCAUUCCCAGUUCGACAUGGAAAACCUCCCCGAAUACUACCCGGCCACCUCGCCGUUUGCCCCUGCCCUGGACCACCCCACAAUGGCCCCGCUCAUCAACGAUUCAACCGCGACAUGCUCAGUCUACAUCCCCGCGCUGCCCGGCAGUCAAUUUUGGAUCGUGUACUCGGUCUCACCUCCAGUGCCUGAGGGCCACUACUUCUUGUUCAAGCUGUACGUCGAUGGCGAGCAUGUGGUGAGCUGGAGCACGGGCAGCGAGAAUAGGUGGAUGGGGAAGACGAUGUUUGGACUGUUCGAUGCAGGGAAUGGCAAGACAGUCGAGAAGAGGGUGCUGUGCUUCAGUGCGCCAGAUAAAGAGGGCAGGGUGAAGGACGGGUCUAUGGAGAUCAGGGUGCACCGCGCUAGUGGACGAAGGAGAGUCGAGCGAGAGAUGGAUGUGUAUGGGAAGACGGGACAUGCAACGAAUGCUGGCGGCAUCAGCCUUGUCAACGCUGGACGCGCUGGUCCAGAGCUGCCGAAGCGUUUCUACAAGUUUGCGCUCACCGACCCAGUUGAUCAGCCGUUCGCGACGUUCCGGUACAGCUACCGUACGUGGGAGCAGCUGCGCGAAUUGGGGCUGCUGGACAACGAGUACUAUGCAGAGAGCGAGGGAAACGACAUGUCGGUCAUCGAACCUGAAGAUGGCAGCACUAACGGUAGUGGCAGUAAAUAUGCAGAGGGGGUAAUGAGGAUCGUCUACAGCGAGCCCGAGGACAUGUUCAAGGCGACCGAUAAGAGCAUCUCAGUCCACGACUGGGUUGAAGAGGCUCAUACCACGACAACAAAAGAGGGCAAUAAGCACACCGCCACCUCGUUUGAUGGCAGCAUCGACUCCGACAACAACAUCCCGCACAGAGAAAUCGCCGCAUCCGGUACCUACGUCCCCCGUGGUGCUCCGUCAGAGGUCUUAACAGGCAGCCCACAAUCUCUGCGCGGCCGCAGCCGUCUCGACACACACCGCCUCUCGAUGCCACCAGCGAUGAAGUUCCAUGCGCCACAGCCAUCAUCACGCCCGCUGCCGCUCCCGCAGAAGAAGGAUCUCACCUCGUUCACAGCGUACCGUCCGCAUCCAGCAUACCCGGUCGAGGAGUGGACGGUGCGGACACGCAGCCCGGUUAGAUGGUUUCGAGACGGUGUCACGACGCCACCACUGGAGAGCAGAAGGGGGCUGGGGAUCUCGGGGGCGGGAUUGAUGGGUGUUAUUUCGUCAACGUGGAAGAGGAGUGGUAGUAGCGCUCAGGCGACGAGAGAGGCGGAGGUAGAAGAAGGAGAGAGAAGUGUGUCGUAUUAG
Messenger RNA from Didymella exigua CBS 183.55, 1596 nucleotides. RefSeq lists its product as uncharacterized. The record is from RefSeq and is a predicted model, not a curated record. Lineage: Eukaryota; Fungi; Ascomycota; Dothideomycetes; Pleosporales; Didymellaceae. The transcript has 3 exons. Bases 1 to 1596 code for a protein of 531 amino acids.